Molecule: messenger RNA, 683 nt
Organism: Carassius gibelio (silver crucian carp)
Lineage: Eukaryota; Metazoa; Chordata; Actinopteri; Cypriniformes; Cyprinidae
Gene: rln1
Product: relaxin 1
Exons: 2
Coding region: 35-568 (177 amino acids)
Cellular component (GO): extracellular region
Molecular function (GO): hormone activity
Source: RefSeq, a predicted model, not a curated record
UCAGUCCGUGUCUGUAUAAAGUCUCUCUGAACUGAUGGCGAAUGAUCAGAAACCAGCAGCUCGAGGAACUUCAGCAGUCUUUUCUUAUAAACUCUUAUUAAUGUUCGUUCUGACGAUGUUUCGUGUGUUUUCGGCUGUUCUGCUGCUGUGUGUGUGCGGUGUGUGUGUGCGCGUGAGCGCGGAGCGCGCGGGAGAUUUCGGAGUGAAACUGUGCGGCCGUGAGUUCAUCAGAGCCGUGAUCUUCACCUGCGGAGGCUCCCGGUGGAGGAGGAGCGCGCACGAGCCCGGUACUGCUCACCUUCAUCAUCCUCAUCCUCAUCAUCCUCAUCCUCAGCUACAGGGUCUGCUGCUGCUGGACGCGUUUCAGGACGCUGUGGACACAGAGCGCGCGCUCAGCCCGGAUACAGAGACGUCUCUCGCGGAGCUGCUUCCGGUGAUGAUGAGCGACGGACCGGAGACGCUCGAGCGGACGCGUCCCGACCGGCGGAAGCGGAACUUCUCCAUGGGACUGGCGGGAAUGUGCUGUAAUCAGGGCUGCACCAAGAACGACAUCGGCCUCCUGUGCUGAUGAUGAUGAUAAUGAUGAAGGACUGAACUGUUUGAUCGUCCCAGUGAUUCAUUUCUGUUUAUUUAUUUCACAUCUGUUCAUAUGACCACAUGAAUAAACAACUUCUUGAUUGCAA